This is a messenger RNA of Lichtheimia ornata, 1074 nucleotides long. RefSeq lists its product as uncharacterized. The transcript has 6 exons. The record is from RefSeq and is a predicted model, not a curated record. Gene Ontology annotation, biological process: transmembrane transport. Bases 1 to 1074 code for a protein of 357 amino acids. NCBI's taxonomy places the organism in Eukaryota, Fungi, Mucoromycota, Mucoromycetes, Mucorales, Lichtheimiaceae. Gene Ontology annotation, cellular component: mitochondrial inner membrane.
AUGCAGUCGCCACCAGCUGUUCAAAACCCUAUUACAACACCCAGUAAUGUUUCCGAUGCUCGAAGCCCUCGUCAAGAGAGUGUGCGAAAGACACGCAAUAUGGACUACGUUAUGCGAUCGGGUCUAGCUGGUGGCAUUGCCGGUUGCAUGGCCAAGACUAUCAUUGCACCUCUUGAUCGAGUCAAGAUUCUUUUUCAGGCACGCAAUCCCGUCUUUGAGCAGUAUGCAGGCACCUUUUCAGGCGUGUUCAAGGCUGCUCGUGACAUUGUCAAGCAUACUGGAUCGAGAGGAUUGUUUCAAGGACAUUCGGUGACGCUUAUUCGUAUUUUUCCCUAUGCAGCUAUCAAAUUUGUUGCCUAUGAACAAUACAAGGCAAUCCUGAUGCCUAUCAAAUCAAAGGAAACAGCCGCUCGACAAUUCUCUGCUGGAUCACUUGCUGGUGUCACAUCCGUUUUAUUUACUUAUCCCUUGGAUCUUUUGCGUGUUCGAAUGGCAUACGAGGUCAAACAAACAGGCAAAGCACGACCAGGUCUCGUAUCCACGGUGAUCCAAAUCUACAAUGAACCAGCAGCAGCACGAGGCAUGAACGUUGCCAACUUUUAUCGUGGAUUCAUACCAACGGUAGCAGGCAUGAUCCCUUAUGCAGGCGUCUCAUUUUGGACACAUCACCUGGCAACAGAGCUCAGCCGUCAUCAUCCUGUUAUAUCACAAUGGGCACUUCAACCCUUGGAUUUCGAUCCCACAUCACCUCACCUCACGCCAGAGCAACGACGCAAAAUCGAUAAACCUCCACUCAAUACAUGGGCUGAAUUAGCAUGCGGUGGUAUUGCUGGAUUGGUAGCUCAAACCAGUAGUUAUCCAUUAGAGGUCAUCCGACGUCGAAUGCAAGUGGGUGGUCUGCUGAAUCCAGAGAUGUUUGUCAGCUUUAGUGAAACCGUCAAAGAUAUCUAUCGAGUCAAAGGUUUCAAGGGAUUCUACGUGGGUCUUAGCAUUGGCUACAUCAAGGUCGUCCCUAUGGUCGCUGUCAGCUUUGCCGUGUAUGAACGCAUGAAAACUAUGCUUAAAAUUGAUUAA